Messenger RNA from Fusarium keratoplasticum, 588 nucleotides. RefSeq lists its product as uncharacterized. The coding region runs from base 211 to 588 and encodes 125 amino acids. NCBI's taxonomy places the organism in Eukaryota, Fungi, Ascomycota, Sordariomycetes, Hypocreales, Nectriaceae. The transcript has 2 exons. The record is from RefSeq and is a predicted model, not a curated record.
UUUUUACUCUGCCAUUAUUAUUCUUAUUUUUUUUUCUCCCCUCCGAACCCCCCCCCUCUCCGGCCUGUCCCACACUGGUCGGUCUCCCGCAUCAGAGGCGCGCUCUUACAAGCUCGGUUUCCACUUUUCCGCUCCUUCCUUCAACCGCAACCGUCCUCGGCCUCGACGCUCCGGCGCAGCUCGGUGAACGCCACCACACAAAUUAUCACAAUGGGCGGUUUCUACAUGCAGUAUCUCGAGAGCCUCUGCCGGCGUCGAGGAUGGACAGACCCCAUGUACGAGUGCUACCGGGACCACAGCGGCUACACUUGUCUUGUCCUGGUCAACGGCCGCGAGUACCAGACGGAUCUCGCCUACGAGUCUGACGUUCUUGCUCAGGAGAACGCUGCCAUGCGUGCCUUUAUGGUCUGUCGCAACUUCUCUGUCAACGGAGGCAUGCUAGCUCGCAACGGCAUCGUCCAGGGCCUGCCUGCUCAGGACUCGGGCCGCCGCCGCAAGAGUCGUCACACUUCAUCCCGGGACAGUGACCGCCACAGUCGACGAUCAGGUCAUCACUCGAGCAGUAGCUCGACAGCCUCGUUCGAGUAG